ACGAACUUUCAAAGCUUCAAUUUAUUUAUCAUUCCAAUUAGUGACAUUAUUUGAAACAAUAAUGGUUCGCCCUUUCCGCUCAAGUGGACUGCUUAAAAAAUUCACAAAAUGGACAGUGUUGAGAACAAUGAGUGAAGAAUCUCAGACUGCAGUGAAAAUUGUAGAAGUAGGACCCAGAGAUGGUUUACAAAAUGAACCGGUGAAUGUUCCGACUGAAAUUAAAAUUGAUUUUAUUAAUAAAUUAUCUGAUACCGGAUUAAAAGCAAUCGAAGUGACAAGUUUUGUUAGUCCAAAGUGGGUCCCACAGAUGGCGGAUAAUACUCAAGUAUACGCAGGAAUUUCGAAAAAAAAAGAUAUCGAUUACAGUGUUUUAGUACCUAAUAUAAAUGGACUCGAAUCAGCUCUAAGUGUAGGAAUCAAGGAAAUAGCAGUAUUUGGUACGGUUUCAGAAUCCUUCGCAAGGAAAAAUACUAACUGUUCAGUGCAGGAGGGUUUCGACAGAAUAAAAAAAAUUGCGGAUUUAGCAAAAAAUCACGACUUGAAGAUUAGGGGUUAUAUAUCAUGUGUAGUGGGUUGUCCGUACGAUGGUGUCAUAAAACCCUCCGCUGUAACUAAAGCUGUAAACUCUUUGUUAGAGUUAGGAUGUUAUGAAGUAUCUUUGGGGGACACAAUUGGGGUCGGAACUAAGAAAACAAUUCAUGCUAUGAUCAAAGAUAUUUUGAGAACUACAAAACCAGAAUCUUUAGCAAUUCAUUGUCAUGACACAUAUGGACAAGCCCUUGCGAAUAUUUGCACUGCACUGGAUUUAGGGGUUACUGUAGUCGAUUCCUCAGUAUCUGGCUUGGGUGGAUGUCCAUAUGCCAAAGGUGCCACUGGAAACGUUGCUACAGAAGACUUGGUAUAUAUGCUUCACGGUUUGGGAGUGAACACUGGUGUUGAUUUAAAAAAAUUGAUUGCUGCUGGACAUUUCAUCUCAACCGCUAUAGACAGACCUACAGCUUCAAAAGUUAAUGCUGCCCUUUAUUCCAAAUACUUUUUAUGAUGUAUGGCCAGUAUUUCUCUCACCACUUUUUCCAAUAACGAAAAACAAGAUAUUAUCUUCAGCGUUCAAAGUUAGGUAUACAAUAAGAAUAAUAUAAUCUAUACAUAUAAUAAAGCGGUAGAAACCGAUGUCUGUACAUUCCAUUGUUUCAUGAAAGAAUUAGAGUAGCAGGACAUAAAAUACAUUUUCAAAAAUGUUUGCCUAUUUCCUCUCCUAAACUAUUAUUGGAAUUUCACAGUUAGAUUGAGAUAAACUUGAAGCAACAUUUUGACUUUAUUUAAUCGAAAUCGGAUGGAAAUAAAAAAAGGUAUUUAAAUAUUUAUAACCUGAUUUUAUUCAAAUUGAGUUUCGUUUUGUUUCAUUUGUAAUAAAAGUUCAAAUUACCUGUAA
Molecule: messenger RNA, 1432 nt
Organism: Harmonia axyridis
Lineage: Eukaryota; Metazoa; Arthropoda; Insecta; Coleoptera; Coccinellidae
Product: hydroxymethylglutaryl-CoA lyase, mitochondrial
Exons: 4
Coding region: 62-1042 (326 amino acids)
Biological process (GO): ketone body biosynthetic process; L-leucine catabolic process
Molecular function (GO): hydroxymethylglutaryl-CoA lyase activity
Source: RefSeq, a predicted model, not a curated record